AUGUAUCUCCUCCGCUUGUUCCGCCCUAGCCCGCUACCAGAUCUGGGAAGUGGAGAUGGCGACAGUGGAGACGGCGGCGGAGAGGAAGAGAUCUGCGGUGGUGGCGGAGAGCGCGGCAACGGAGAGCAAGCGAUCUGCAGGGCCGGAGAGAGAGAGAGGAACACGGCUGCGGGAGAACAAGAGUGGUGGGAGGAGAAGAACACGGCGGCAGAGAGAAUGAGAAGGAUAAGCGGUGGCGCGGAGAAGAGAAGGCGUCGGGAGAAAAAAAGGAGAGGAAGAAGAGAAGGAGAAGAAGAGGAGAGGAAGAGAUCGGGCGGAGAGGAGAAGAAGAAGAAGAGGAGAGGAAGAGAUCGGGCGGAGAAGAGAUGGAGAAGAAAAGAAGACUAUGCGGCGGCCAAAAAAAAAAAGUUUGAUGGGAUUAUAUAUAGAACUUAA
This is a messenger RNA of Microthlaspi erraticum, 435 nucleotides long. The record is from the annotation of a GenBank genome assembly. NCBI's taxonomy places the organism in Eukaryota, Viridiplantae, Streptophyta, Magnoliopsida, Brassicales, Brassicaceae.